AUGCCACCACACCUCAUGUUGUAUCACUCCUCGGCCCACUCCAUGGCAUCUAAGUUUCUUAAUGGACACUGGAACACCGGAACGACUGCUCCGGGGUCCACUGCCCUUGCCAAAACCUUUACCAACAAUCCUCUGGCACAAGGAAUGAGACAACAACCACAGAUUAUAACAUCUUGUAACAUCUUUUCAUUCACAUACAGAGGUCGCAAAUUCAGAUACACACGCCUGCCACAAGGCUUUGCCCUGUCCCCCAGCAUUUUCAAUCAGGUGCUCAAAGAGGCCCUGUCACCUUGUCAGUUGCCUGAGGGGUGUACACUAAUACAAUAUGUAGAUAACUUGCUCAUUGCGGCUCCUUCGGCAGCGGCCUGUACAGCAGCAUCGCUCGCAGUGCUCAAAAGACUGGCUGAAUGUGGUUUCAAAGCAAGUAAAGAAAAAUUACAGUUGGUUCAACCAGACGUCACAUUUCUGGGCCGUGUAAUCGCACAUAAAUCAUUGGGACUAAUGAACAGACACAGAGACCAAAUUUUGACACACCCAAAACCGAGACCAGUGAAAGAGCUCCUUUCUUUUCUUGGCCUGAUGGGCUACAGCAGACAGUUCAUUCCAAACUAUGCAGGUAAGAUGGCCUCCUUACGGGACCUGAUCAGACAGGUGGGCGUUCGAAAUCUUAAGGCUGAACUGCCAUGGACGUCCAACACUGAAACUGCGUUCAUUUCAUUAAAACAAGACUUGUCAAGAGCCUCUGAUCUGUCGACGCCCAAUUAUGAGGAACCAUUCUAUUCAGAUAUUUCUGAAACACACGGAAUCAUAUACGGUGUGUUGUUUCAGAAAAAAGAGGGAGGAAGACAGGUACUCAUGUAUGUCAGCAUAAGAUUGAACCCAACAGAAGCGAAACAUCCUACAUGUACACAGCAUGCAGCAGGGGUCGCUAAAAUAAUACAGAAAACAGCACAUGUAGUGAGAGAACACCCAUUAAAAGUUCUUACCACACACAGCGUGGUGGCAUAUGUGAACUCACAAGCAUUCACUAUGACACCACUGACACAACAGAGAUUGAGUAAGGUUCUGGAGGGUCCAAAUCUGACAUUUACACAUGAAGGAAUCAAUAUGGCAGAUUUAAUGGGAUCAGGAGAAUCCCAUGACUGUGUUAAGAAAGCAGAAGUUGAAGGGAAAGUCAGGGAAGACUUAAAAGCAGAACCCAUUCCUGAAGCUGAGGACUGGUUCACAGAUGGCUGCUGUCAUCAUGAUGAAGAAGGGUUGAAAGCAGGCUACGCUAUAGUCUGUAAACAAGGAACUGAAUUUGAGGUCAAAAAAGCAGGAAGAAUCGAAGGACAACAGUCUGCUCAGAGAGCAGAAGUAAUUGCACUAAGUCGGGCCUUGAGACUGGCCAAAGACAUGCUUUUGGAGCAGCCCACGUGGAGCUCGCUCAAUGGAAAAGAGCGGGGUUCAGAAUGGCAACAAAUGCUCCUAUUUGCCAUAGGAAGGAAAUGGAGGAACUGGAGAGGGCCCUGCAUGACCCAAAUGAGACCAGGGGAAGAAAUUGUUAUUGAUUUUACUGACAUGAUUGAUGUGGGGCCUGGGGGAGUGAGGUAUUUGUUGGUGUGUGUAGAUGCUCUGACCAGCUGGCCAGAAGCAUGGGCUACUAAGAGGAAGGAUGCCAAAAGUGUGAUUAAGUGUUUAAUUAAUCAUUACAUCCCUAGGCAUGGGUUUCCACGGCGCAUUAGAUCAGACAAUGGAACCCACUUUAAAAACCAACACCUGGCGGAAGUGGAGAGGAUGCUGGGAGUAAAACACAGGUUUGGAACAGUGUACCAUCCUCAAUCUCAAGGGAAGGUAGAGAGAAUGAACUUAAAUUUGAAAAACAAAUUAUCUAAAAUCUGUGCGCAGACAGGGCUAAAUUGGAUCUCAGCUCUGCCAAUUGCUCUAAUGACUAUAAGAUGUUCUGUUAAUCAAUCCACAGGCUUCACGCCCCAUGAGCUGCAGACGGGAAGGCCGUUCCCAGCACCCUGGACCGAGGUCCCGGUGGAACCGAGCACCAGGAAUGAAAGGUCUCAUGCAGAAUACUGGAAUGAACUAAAAGCUCUUGUCUCCAGUUUCACAAAACAGGUCACCUCUGGAGUACAUGCUCUGGACAGGGCGACCCCGGAGGCAAAGGUGGUGUGGCUGAAGGUGCUCAAACGGAAGUGGAAGGAACCACGCUGGACUGGUCCUUACGAGGUCAUUGCCAGAACGACUACAGCAGUUACACUGAAAGGGAAAGGCGACACCUGGUACCACUGCUCGCAGUGUGCACCUGCACACGAGAGCUUGAUAGAGGAAAACUCGUCUUCAACUAACACGGGUGUCAACAAAAAGAGGCAGAAUAAAUCCUCUCAACUGUGCAACGGGCCGACCAGUAGUCCACCUGGGAGGCCAAAGAAAGAAGAAGAGCAUCGCAGAAGGUUGCCGCACCACCAAAAAGGAGCGGUAACAAAUUGA
Neolamprologus brichardi is the source of this 2478-nucleotide messenger RNA. The record is from RefSeq and is a predicted model, not a curated record. Lineage: Eukaryota; Metazoa; Chordata; Actinopteri; Cichliformes; Cichlidae.